AUGUCUUCGUGUGACUACAGGCCCCAUGAGAUGCAGACUGCACGAACAAAACUUGAAAUAGUAUUAGCCUCCGAGAUCAAUUUCAAUUUCGCGUGGCACGUGAUCUACGUGGCGGGAGUGGCAGAGUCUAUCCCAUGGAUUCUUCUUUGCCUUCGUCGAAGGCCGUCAGCGUCGGAUACCCAUCUACCUGCUCAUGGCCCUAUCCCGCUCUUCGAUGCCCACCUUCGCUUCUUGACGGAUUCAUAUCUCAGCUUUUUCAAUGAACGAAAACGUAUUGAAGAGUCAUACGUUGAUUCUCUCCUGAAGCUUCAUCGGAAAAUAAAAAGUAUUGACUCCUUUCUUGAUGACCGGACAGAUCUCAGCAACUCGAGGGCUGCCUGGGCCGAAAUUAGGGAUAACGUUGAGAGAGAGGCCCAAGCUCGGCAAGCUUUCCUAUCCACCUUGACUGUCGAUGUUCUCAAUCCCUUGACCGUUGUCAAAGAAACACAAGAACGUACAAGGAAGCGGAUCAAGGAAGAUCUCAAGGAAUCCGGAUCAGCCUAUAAUGAAUACGCUGAAGUGACUUUACCCAAACUUAAGACAAAAUAUAUCAAGAAAUUUGCCGAAGUCGAGGAGUCUAAGAAAGCGGUCUUGUCGCCGCCAACUUCUCCCCAGUCUCCACCUUCCGAUCCCCAUCAUACCAAUACAUCAGCGAAACCCAAUCAUUUGGGAACAGCGCGUCCGACCGUCACCUCACCUCAACCUCUGAGAGCUAUCGACCGUCGGCCAUCAGGUAGUGCGCCUGGACGUAAUCGUUCUCCGUCUUCCGGCACCGCUUUUUCGGAUUUGGCCCAUCAAGGCAAACGACAACUGAAUACUCUGAUCGGCUUUCUAGACAAGAGCGGCACUGUCAAGGAUUCACUUGGCGGUAAAGAAAACCAUGCACUUCGAGUUGUCCGAACAAAGAGGGAGCUUGAUGAAGCUGACAAAGAGUAUCGAAAGGGUGUCCAUUGGUUGGAGACACUUCGACUACGACGCACAAAGACACUGGAAAGUGGAUAUAAAAGCCUUUCGACAUUUGUUGAAGAGUCGUCAGCUGCAGUGAAGAAGGCCCUUGAGAAGUACACUGAUAAUAUGAUAGCAACGACCACUACUCAAACUCAGCUGUCGACCCAUGCACGUUCAGCUGUAGACAGGAUUUCGCCGGAGAAGGACGUUGCGCGGGUCACGGCUUAUAUUCCACGUUCAUUAGCCUCGGCAAUACCCGAACCCGUCUUAUAUCAGCACGGCCUUGUUGGAGAAUGCAAGGAUCUGAUUUUUGGUUUCAGUUUGGUCGGCUAUGCGACUUCGAAAAAUUUGCCGGAUGGAGACAUUCCCAAGAUAGUCAAGAUGUGCGUUGCAGAAAUUGAUUCCAGAGGGUCGGAAGCUGAAGGGAUCUACCGAGUUUCUGGUCGGCAUGCUGUUGUCCAAUCGCUGCAACGAGAUAUUGAGAAGGAUGAAUCUGCGUUCGAAUUCAAACAGCAUCAUGACAUCUACGCUGUUGCAUCCCUACUCAAGCUAUAUCUCCGUGAACUUCCUGAGCCUCUCUUUCGGUUUUCCCUUCAAGACCGUAUCCACCAUUCAGAAGAAUUAGCCGAACAUCAAUCCAAUAAUUUCAUGUUGCUCAGGUCGAAAAUGCGCCGUUUGCCUGUAGUACAUCAAGCUACUCUUAAAGCCAUAGUGGAACAUCUGGCCCGAAUUGUAGCAAUGAGUGAUAAGAACAAGAUGGAUGCAAAGAACGUAGCCAUAGUCUUCGGGAGCGUGAUUUUUGGCGAAGACGAGAUCCCCAAAGGUGUCGAUCUGUUGACCGUUCAAACCUGGAAGGAUUCUCUGAUGGAGGAUUUGAUUACAAAUGCUGGUGUUCUGUUCGAUGAGCAGGGCACACACCACUCCCCUCCGUUACCUCCGACGCCGCUAGGAGAACUCACACCUCAAUAUUCUUAUGGAUCCAAGCUGACUAAAUUUGCACCCCCGUCGUCUCUCUCACCAACGGCAGAUUUCACUCCCCCGCUACCACCUCGUCCAACUAGUAGUAUCCACCCAUCUCUACGAGCAGGGCAGGCAUCACCAACCAAGGACCGGCUAGAGACCCCUCCGAUGCCUCAGCGGUCAGACAGCACCACCUAUACGGAAGAAGUAAACGUCGCCGUACCGUCUUCACCCUCCGUUACAUCGACCAUCUAUGUAACAGACGAGUCAGCCGAUGAACUUGAAUCGUCACCGUCCUCACCUGGGCACCCGAAAUCUGUGAAAUCAAUACAAACCAGCGCGGGUACCUCAUCAGACGACCCAGGAUCGAGUGAUGCUCCGGCAAUAUGAUGGUUUCGCUAUGGUUUCAGAUGUAUUCAACUGGGCUGGGUCUUCUUUCGGUAUUCUUUGUGUGGAUAGUAAUGUUUUGAUAUCUGACAUGUUCAUUCAUCGUAUAUGUAACAAAUUUGUAGCCGUAUUAGUUCUUAGUUCACAUAUCCCAGAGGUCCUGAUCGAGUGACGAACGUCGGUCAGUUACAAGAAACCGUGCUAAACGGAUGGUUGACCUUGAUACACAUGUUUGUUCAUAGUUUCGAAUUUCGCGAGUUACCUUGCUUGUCAAGGUCUCUCUAGGUCUAAAAUCUUCGCUUACACAAGCCAUGGUCUUCCCGUGAUAUGACAUCAUUCUCCAC
Molecule: messenger RNA, 2678 nt
Organism: Desarmillaria tabescens
Lineage: Eukaryota; Fungi; Basidiomycota; Agaricomycetes; Agaricales; Physalacriaceae
Exons: 16
Coding region: 1-2337 (778 amino acids)
Biological process (GO): regulation of GTPase activity; signal transduction
Cellular component (GO): cytoplasm
Source: RefSeq, a predicted model, not a curated record